UUUUCAUUGACUAUCGGCGGUAGAGACACUAAAGGUGAAUUGCAAGCAUCUUGUCUGAAAAUGGAAUUUGAUAACAUAAAGUCCACAGUAGCGCUCAUUUAUGAUGAGAUCUUACAAAGAGCAGACUCACGGACGGAGAACUGGUUUUUCAUGUCCUCUCCUGUCCCCCAAACAAUCAUCAUACUGGCGUACAUUUACUUUGUGACGUCGCUGGGGCCUCGGAUAAUGGAGAACCGCAAAGCCUUUGACCUCAAAGGAGUUCUCAUAGUCUACAACUUCGGAGUGGUGGCUCUGUCAGUCUACAUGUCCUAUGAGUAUAUUAUGUCUGGAUGGGGAACAGGAUACUCGUUUAGCUGCGACCUGAUUGACUUCUCAGAUUCACCACAGGCGCUGAGGAUGGCAGCAGUAUGCUGGCUUUACUACUUCUCCAAGUUUAUUGAAAUGUUGGACACAAUUUUCUUUGUCUUGAGGAAGAAGAACAGCCAGGUGACAUUUCUUCAUGUCUACCAUCACUCAAUCAUGCCCUUUACCUGGUGGUUUGGUGUUCGGUUUGCUCCAGGUGGUCUGGGGACAUUCCACGCCCUGCUUAACUGUAUCGUCCAUGUCAUCAUGUAUUCGUACUACGGCCUGACUGCCAUGGGCCCCAGCUAUCAAAAGUACCUGUGGUGGAAGAAAUACCUCACUACCAUUCAGCUGAUCCAGUUUGUUAUGGUGACCACCCACAUCUCCCAGUAUUUCUUCAUGAAGGACUGCCCCUACCAGUUCCCUGUCUUCAUCUACAUCAUCGGCCUGUAUGGCCUGAUUUUCCUGUUCCUCUUCCUCAACUUCUGGUACCACGCCUACACCAAAGGCAAGAGGUUGCCUAAAGUACUGCAGGCUCAGACAUGGGCACACCACUCCAACGGUGUGAUGAAUGGAAAUGCCAGUCAUGACAAAGAUGAGUGACGAGGGACUUGGUUUAUCAAGGAGGGUUUGGG
Messenger RNA from Scomber scombrus (Atlantic mackerel), 977 nucleotides. Its product is annotated as elongation of very long chain fatty acids protein 7-like. The transcript is spliced from 8 exons. Lineage: Eukaryota; Metazoa; Chordata; Actinopteri; Scombriformes; Scombridae. The record is from RefSeq and is a predicted model, not a curated record. Gene Ontology annotation, biological process: very long-chain fatty acid biosynthetic process; fatty acid elongation, saturated fatty acid; sphingolipid biosynthetic process. Gene Ontology annotation, molecular function: fatty acid elongase activity. Gene Ontology annotation, cellular component: endoplasmic reticulum; endoplasmic reticulum membrane. The coding region runs from base 61 to 945 and encodes 294 amino acids.